This is a messenger RNA of Pogoniulus pusillus (Red-fronted tinkerbird), 3681 nucleotides long. RefSeq names its product zinc finger protein 652 (gene ZNF652). Gene Ontology annotation, molecular function: RNA polymerase II transcription regulatory region sequence-specific DNA binding; DNA-binding transcription factor activity, RNA polymerase II-specific. Gene Ontology annotation, cellular component: nucleus. Gene Ontology annotation, biological process: regulation of transcription by RNA polymerase II. The transcript has 6 exons. The record is from RefSeq and is a predicted model, not a curated record. Lineage: Eukaryota; Metazoa; Chordata; Aves; Piciformes; Lybiidae. Bases 551 to 2392 code for a protein of 613 amino acids.
CGGCCGCCGCUGGGGGCCGGGCCGGGGAGCCUGCGGCAGCGGCUGCUGGAGAGCCGCGGCGGCUGCCGGGGGUGGGGGGGGAGCCGAGCGGAGGGAGAGGGGAGGGCCCCGGCCGCCCUGCCCUCCGCCCUCCCGCCUCGCCUCCUCCACCCGCCCUCCGCCGCCUCGCCCGUGCUCUGCUGCCCCCCCGCCACCGCCCCCCACUCCUCCGCCUUCUCCUCCUCUCCCCCGCCUCCCCUCGCCGCCCGGCAUGGAAGGCGGCGGGGGCGGCCCUGAGGGGAUCGGCCUGGCUAAAAUGUUCACCAGUCCCUUGGCAACUUUCUCCAGAAGAAGAAUUCCUACUGCUCUGCUCUUGCCAUAAUCCUGUGACCUACACCUCAGUGCUAACCACCAGCAGAGAGUCCUCUUUUUGUUCACUCUGUGUAGAUGGAACCGGGCAUCGUUCUGGAGAGUCCCUCCUGAGCUCAAGCUGCUUUGUUUGCUCUUUUGUUUUGCUUUUGGGGUUUUGUUUUCUGGGAUUAAAGGUGCUCCAUGAAUCAGGGCCUCCCAAAUGACUCAACCAGCCAAUUCUUGCCAACAGUUGGUUGAAAACUGUGCCACGCAUGUAGCAGGGAUGGCACAAGAGGACAGUUGCCGUGGGCAAGUGCCAGCCACGUUUUAUCACGGUGCCAGCCAGGAACUUGAUCUGUCCACCAAAGUGUACAAGAGAGAGUCAGGAAGCCCUUACUCCGUGCUGGUGGACAGCAAAGUGAGCAAACCACAUCUCCAUGAGAGAGAGGAGCAGCCAUAUUUCAGGGAGAACAGAUCAGUGGGAGAGGUCCGGGCUGUGAAAGAAGAUAGAGAAAACUCUGACGACUCUGAGGAGGAAGAAGAGGAGGAAGAUGAAGUGACUUACAAAAGGGAGCAGAUUAUAGUAGAGGUAAACCUUAACAACCAAACAUUAAAUGUAUCAAAAGGGGAGAAGGGUGUCUCCUCCCAGUCCAAAGAGACUGCUGUUCUUAAGACCAGCAGUGAGGAAGAGGAGGGUGACAGUGGGGACGAUGACACUGAAGACAGUGAUGAUUAUGAGCAAAUUGAGAGGCAGAAGAAAAAGGAGAAAAGAGUGGAAAAAGUUAGUGUUGCACAGAGGAGAACGAGGAGAGCUGCAUCUGCUGCAGCAGCCACCACCUCCCCGCCACCCAGAGCUACAAGGGGUCGUAGAAAGAGUGUGGAGCCCCCCAAGCGUAAGAAGAAAGCUGCAAAGGAGCCCAAGGCACCUGUGCAGAAAUCAAAGUGUGAAGAGAAGGAGACUUUAACGUGUGAGAAGUGCCCCAGGGUGUUUAACACCCGCUGGUACCUGGAGAAGCACAUGAACGUCACCCACAGGCGCAUGCAGAUCUGCGACAAAUGUGGGAAGAAAUUUGUUCUAGAAAGUGAGCUCUCCCUUCACCAGCAAACUGACUGUGAAAAAAACAUCCAGUGUGUUUCCUGUAACAAAUCCUUCAAGAAGCUCUGGUCCCUCCAUGAACAUAUCAAAAUCAUCCACGGAUAUGCAGAGAAGAAGUUCUCCUGUGAGAUCUGUGAGAAGAAGUUCUACACCAUGGCCCACGUGCGGAAACACAUGGUUGCACACACAAAGGAUAUGCCAUUUACAUGUGAAACCUGUGGAAAGUCCUUCAAACGAAGCAUGUCCCUCAAAGUCCAUUCCCUGCAGCACUCUGGAGAGAAGCCCUUCAGGUGCGAGAACUGCGACGAGAGGUUCCAGUACAAGUACCAGCUGCGCUCCCACAUGAGCAUCCACAUCGGGCACAAGCAGUUCAUGUGCCAGUGGUGUGGCAAGGACUUCAACAUGAAGCAGUACUUUGAUGAGCACAUGAAGACACACACUGGAGAGAAGCCUUUUAUCUGUGAAAUCUGCGGGAAGAGCUUCACCAGCAGGCCCAACAUGAAGAGGCACCGCAGGACUCACACGGGGGAGAAGCCCUACCCCUGCGACGUCUGCGGGCAGCGCUUCCGCUUCUCCAACAUGCUGAAGGCUCACAAGGAGAAGUGUUUCCGAGUCACCAGCCCUGUGGCCGCCGCCGCCGCCCAGAUCUCCCUGCCCGCCCCUUCCCCUGCCACCGCCAUGCCCACCGUGGGCAGCGCCCCCGCCCCGGCUCCGCCGCUCAACCUCAACCCCGUGGGCACGCUGCCUCCUCGGCCCAUCCCCCACCCUUACUCACACCUUCACCUCCAUCCUCCUCCUCCCCCUCCUCCUCCUCACCAUCCGCAUCACCUCCCGGUCCCUCCGGUCCCUCACUUACCUCCUCCUCCAGCUCUUUUUAAGAGUGAGCCUUUAAAUCACAGAGGUCAGAGCGAGGACAGCUUCCUGCGGCACCUGGCAGACAAGAACAGUUCGGCACAGCACCACUAACAGCUCUGCUUCCUGCCAGCUACCCCCCCGAGUUCACCCACCUGGAAAGCAUCCCUCCCCUUGGAAUCACAGAGGGCUUAGUCGAUGGAGGAGCUCUGCUUCCUGCCAGCUACCCCCUCCCGUUUUUAUCCACCUGGAAAGCAUCCCCUGGAGUCACAGAGGAGUUAGCUGAUGGAGGAGCUCUGCUUCCUGCCAGCUACCCUCCCGUUUUUAUCCACCUGGAAAGCAUCCCUCUCCUGGAAUCCCAGAGGAGUCAGCUGAUGGAGGAGCUCUGCUUCCUGCCAGCUACCCUCCCGUUUUUAUCCACCUGGAAAGCAUCCCUCUCCUGGAAUCCCAGAGGACUCAGCUGAUGGAGGAGCUUUGCUUCCUGCCAGCUACCCUCUCCCAUUUUUAUCCACAUGGAAAACAUCCCCUGGAGUCACAGAGGAGUUAGCUGAUGGAGGAGCUCUGCUUCCUGCCAGCUACCCUCUCCCAUUUUUAUCCACAUGGAAAACAUCCCCCAGGAAUCCCAGAGGAGUUAGCUGAUGGAGGAGCUCUGCUUCCUGCCAGCUACCCUCUCCCAUUUUUAUCCACAUGGAAAACAUCCCCCAGGAAUCCCAGAGGACUCAGCUGAUGGAGGAGCUCUGCCUCCUGCCAGCUACCCUCCCGUUUUUAUCCACCUGGAAACCACCCCCAGGAGUCACAGAGGAGUUAGCUGAUGAGGAUCCUUGUUUCCUGCCAGCUACCCUCUCCCAUUUUUAUCCACCUGGAAACCACCCCCUGGAGUCACAGAGGAGUCAGCUGAUGAGGACCUUUCUCCCCCCUCCACCCCUAAGCUCUCUACCAGCAGAUGAUUCCUAAUUCUGUUGUUUUGUUCUGGUUUUUUUCUGUCCCCCCCUCCCCUCAAUCAAUCAAAUCCUCUUUGGCUCAAACCUGGGAACCAAGAGGGGGAAGAAAAAAGAAAGCCCCAGGAAAAGGCCCCCCCCAGCCCAGACUUCACUUUCUGCCUGCCCUCCCCUGCCCUUCUCUGAGCUCAGCUCCUGGGUGGAAGUUUCUCAUCUCCUGUCAGCAGCUGAGGGAUUUUGCUUGCUUUUAUCUCCUGACCUUCUCCUCAAAGAGGAGCCAGGGUUGAGGGGGGGGGUGUGGGGAGAGAAGAGGGGGGAAAGAGGAAGGGAAAAGGGGGUCGGGGGGGGGUGGGGGGGCAGGGUUUUGGGGUUGUUUUUUUUCGGUUGUUGUUGGUUUAUUUUCUUUUUAUUUUCCUUUGUACUAAUCAGGCUGUGAGAUCUAAUUAAUACAGAGCAUUAAUUGUA